Trichomonas vaginalis G3 is the source of this 543-nucleotide messenger RNA. Its product is annotated as protein ubiquitination. NCBI's taxonomy places the organism in Eukaryota, Parabasalia, Trichomonadida, Trichomonadidae. The record is from RefSeq and is a predicted model, not a curated record. The coding region runs from base 1 to 543 and encodes 180 amino acids. The transcript has a single exon. Gene Ontology annotation, molecular function: protein binding.
AUGACAGAGGAAGAAAAACUGCCAUAUGUUAAGGCGGUGGAACAAGAAAGUAUUAUCCAAAACCUCAAGGAUUCAAAUGAUUUUGAAGAUAUCUACAAUUACCUUGAUUUAUUAUCAUCCCAAGGAUAUCAAAAAGUAAUGUUACGAGCAUGCGAAGAAGGACUUUGGAAAAAAUUAAAUAGGUCUGGGUUACCAUUCAUUCGAGGGAAUGUACUUCACGAAGCAUGUGAAAGAGGGAAUCUUAGACUCGUUAAAUCUCUCAUUGAAUGUGGCUGUGAUAAAGAAUCACUCGAUAGUCAUGAAAGAACUCCACUCAUUAUCGCCGCCCGUAGUGGUCAUCUUGAAAUUGUUAAUUAUCUUGUUUAUGUUGGUGCAAAUUUAGAAGCUAACGAUGAAUUUCAAUAUACUCCCCUCCUUGCUGCAUCAACUAAAUCUAAUAAUCAAGAUGUUAUUGAAUCUCUUAUUUUUGUUGGAGCUGAUAAAGAAGCAAAGAAUCAACAUGGCGAAACAUACAAAGAAAUUAAACCAAUGUUGAAGAUUUAA